UGGUUUCGGCGUUGAGGAAUGAUCCCUCUGCGGGCGGCGUUCUAUUCGGCUUUCUUCUUUUCUUUUUGCGGUCACUACCCUCCACCAACUUCGGAUAUGAACGCGAUACGACUUAUCACUGCGGCCUUUUUUGUUUCCUUUGUCCUAUUUGACGGACGUGGCAGAUAUCCGAAAUUCUACACGCUAAUUAAACGGUUUGGGCGCGAGUUUGGUUCAUUGGGAACUAAAAAGACUAGGGAAGUGUGGCCAAAACGUAGAUAUCACAACCCCAUUUCCCCUUAAGCCUGUCGUUGAUCAUCUCUUUGUUGAU
Sodiomyces alkalinus F11 is the source of this 310-nucleotide messenger RNA. RefSeq lists its product as hypothetical. Lineage: Eukaryota; Fungi; Ascomycota; Sordariomycetes; Glomerellales; Plectosphaerellaceae. The record is from RefSeq and is a predicted model, not a curated record. The transcript has a single exon. Bases 19 to 282 code for a protein of 87 amino acids.